AUGAAAACUGCUGGCGGCGGCCGCCGCUCCCGGCCGAAAGCACUUCCGCGAGCAGCGGCGCUGGGGGGCUCGGCGGCAGGCGGCUGCCCUGGCCGCGCUGGCCCUGCUCGGCGCCUGCGGUCCGGCCCGCCGCCGGCUUCAGCCCGUCCCGGGCAGGCGCGACAUACACCGGCGGCUGGGCGCUCCGGACGGCCGGGGGCGCGGAGGCGGCUCCACCGGCGGCUCCACCGGCGGCGGCGGCGCUUCGGAGGAGCAGGACGCGGCGGCCGCGGCGGCGCUUGUUGUUGUUGUUGUUGUUUGCAGGCGCGCUCAACGUGGUGUCAUCCUAGCCAGGCGGCGUCCGCGGCUGCAGGGCACUGCGGGAUCGCCCGCUUCUGGCGCGGCCCGCCUGCUCCAAAGACAAAUAAACGGGGCAGAAUGGACCCUUUCCCGGGAGCCAAAACUCGAAGCCCCCGGGAGCGGCGCUGUCAGAGGGUGACGUCGGGGGGCGGCGCCUGCGCCAUAUAUGGGAGCGGCCGCCCCUCGCCGCGCCCCUCGCCGCCGCCGCCGCCGCCGCCGACUGCCUGCCUGACGGCGCCGCGAGCCCCGCGAGCCGCGCGAGCCGCGCGAGCCCCGCCGCCCAGCGCCGCCGCCGCCCCCAGCCGCGCGCCGCGGCCCCUCGCGCCCACCCGCCGCCAAGGAAGUUUCUCCUCGCCCAAAUCAGUCUCCAAAGCAGACAGACAGGCAGCGCAGCGAGUGACAAAGAAGGCUCCGGGCUCCCUGGGCGGAGAGGAAGCGCGCCCGGCUUCUCCGGCGACCCGGGGCCCGGUGUCCGGCUGCGCGCCCACGCGACCUGGUUUCGAGGAAUCGGGAGGGCAGCGGGGCGCGAGCAGCGCGUGGGCCCGGCGGCCGGGCUCCUGCAGCCUGGACUCGGCGCCCAGGAGCACUGCCCACCGAAAGGACCUGUGCGUGACACGGCGCGGGGGCCCAGGGGACGACCGGGAGCUGUCCCAGCCCUUCCCUGCCGAGAGCAAUCAGGGGCGCCCAGUACCCCGGCAGGAGACGCCGAGGGGGGGACAGGCCGACACUGUGGAAAUUGCGCAGGCCCGCCGCUACCGCCGGUCCAGCCUCCGCGCACAGAGCGCUCCCAGGGGCCAGACAGACGCCCAGGGGCCGGCCCGGGCGGGGCCUGACCUUCGCUGGAAACCCCGCGGGCCGCCACGGCGGCGACCACCGCUCAGGGCCCCGCGCUCAACGCGAUUUGCACGGGUGGCCCUCGCGCCGCCGUCGCCUCCUCCUCCUCGGAGGGCAGUGACCUUAAAGAGACAGCGCCCGCAGCCCCUGGAGCCCCGCUCGGGGAGUGGCUUGCAGGGCGCAGGGCCGCGGCCGCGCUUGGCCGCUGACCCGCGGCACCACCGGAGGCAGGGCCAGGCGGUACAACCGCGCGGCGCCCGCGCCCAGGCCCGCUCCGGCGUCCCUGCCGGCCGCGCCGUGCCCGGGUCCUCCACGCCCGCCUGGUGCGGGCCUGGUGAGCGGGAGCCAGGCUGGUGCCGGCCUCCGAGCCAUCCAGAAACUUCGGCCAAGUUGGGGUCCCAGGGUGCACGGCCGGCCUCUGAGUCCGCGCUGGACCCGAGUCCAGGGGGCACUCUGUGCGUGCCCCUUCUGGCGCUCGGCCGAGCCCGGGGAGCCAGCCGCCCUCCCUACCAGCCUUCCGAGGAGUCAGAAACUGCAUUUCCGGCGUUGAAAAGCCCGGGCCACGGUUCCUGGAAGCCGAUGCCUAAGAGGGAUCCGGGGUGCUGGGCGCGGCCGGGCGCGGCCCGCCCCCACGUCCUCCGCGCCCGGGGGUCACGCUCAGACCGCGCCGGUGACCCGGCCUCCAGCCCCGCUCCGGGCCCGGCGCCACAGGCAGAGCUCGGGAGAAGAACCCGAAAGCGGAGAGCCAGACUGACCUUGGGCACUGGCGAGCAGGAGGCCCCCGGUCACUCUGGAAGGGUCAGGCUCCUUCAGGCCGACCCCAAGGACCGAGAAGGGCUAGAUACUCCAAGUGAGAAGGUGCAGGCGCCUCUUGUCAAGGCGGCCAAGUUUGACAAACAGCGCCUCCUGGGGGAACCGCGCGCUCCCAGUUGCCCGGCCCUGCGGGGGCCGCGGACGCCAGCCGGCCCGCUCUCGACUGCCUCCCCGGAAAGCCUAGCUCCGAGCGGGCCCGAGGAUGCCGAGCGCGCCUCGGCUCUUGCAGAGUUGCCUCUUCGCAACACGCUCGGCAGGCGCAUCAGAGCGGGGAAUGACGGCUCGUGCGUGCCAGGGGUCCCUCGGAUCCGAAAAGGCAAGGGAGCUGGGGUGGUGGAGCCAAGGGGUGCAGGUGAGCAGGCUGGCACGUCACUGACGCCCUCCUCUGCCCCGACCUUCGUCCACGCCCUGGCCGCUGCUCAAGGGAGCGUGUACACAUCCCUUCUCCUGCGCAAAAGCGUGGAGGUGGGUGACAGCGGCCAGGCCCGCUCAGUCCGCUCGCUUAAUUAUCUGAGCUGCGGGGACCCGGACAAAGAGGCUGGGAAGGCAGGCUCCCCCGCCCGCGCGCGGCCCGGCGGAGCGCGGCUCCCGAGCCUAGCGUGGGGCCAGGGCGCCAUCUACGGGCGCCGCGCGCUCCGGGCGCCGCCGCCGCCACCCUCUUCCCGGAGGAACCCGCGCCGCCUCCCGCCGCCGCCCGCGCUCGACCCGCGCCCGCUCCACGACGCCUGCCACUUAUCACAAUUACACCGCGCUCCCCGUGCCAGUUUGCCUAUGAAACAUUGA
Budorcas taxicolor (takin) is the source of this 2769-nucleotide messenger RNA. Its product is annotated as collagen alpha-1(I) chain-like. The record is from RefSeq and is a predicted model, not a curated record. Bases 1 to 2769 code for a protein of 922 amino acids. NCBI's taxonomy places the organism in Eukaryota, Metazoa, Chordata, Mammalia, Artiodactyla, Bovidae. The transcript is spliced from 13 exons.